This is a messenger RNA of Phalaenopsis equestris, 1324 nucleotides long. RefSeq names its product transcription factor Pur-alpha 1-like. The transcript is spliced from 5 exons. Lineage: Eukaryota; Viridiplantae; Streptophyta; Magnoliopsida; Asparagales; Orchidaceae. Gene Ontology annotation, molecular function: DNA-binding transcription factor activity, RNA polymerase II-specific; RNA polymerase II transcription regulatory region sequence-specific DNA binding; purine-rich negative regulatory element binding. Gene Ontology annotation, cellular component: nucleus. The coding region runs from base 453 to 1298 and encodes 281 amino acids. Gene Ontology annotation, biological process: regulation of transcription by RNA polymerase II. The record is from RefSeq and is a predicted model, not a curated record.
AGCUGUCAAAUCCAGCACCAUUUCUUCCGUGAUUCCCCACGCGGGUUGGCCUCGUCCAGUAACAAUUUCUACUUUUUACCGUCGGCCGCCGGCGUCAUUAGCCGGUGAGUUGUAAAUUCUACCCCAAUCUAACUCCUCGUCGUGGUGUAAAAAGCUUCCUCCCGGCUUUUUCGGAAGAGGGAAACGGGUGAGAAGAGGUAGAAAGCGAUAAAUAGGGGGCGGAUCGAGUGUGAACGAUGGCUUCCGGUCAAACCUCAUGGCUCCGACCCUCAAUUCCCUGCUCACCCCUAAACUUAAGCCUAAUCCUCUGUCGACCCCUAUUCCCCGCCAUGUGUCCAAUUCCAUACCUAAUUAGCGUUUCCGCUAGGGUUCUUCUUUUUUCCUCUGCUGUGAUUUACUCUGCUCUUUGUUUAGAAUCCGGUUGAGGUGAGGAGACAGGGGAAGAGGAGAGGAUGGAGGGGACAACGAGCGGAAGCGACGUGGAGUUGAUGUGUAAGACGCUGCAGUUCGAGCACAAGCUCUUCUAUUUUGAUCUGAAGGAGAAUCCGCGCGGCCGCUAUCUUAAGAUCUCUGAGAAGACCUCUGCGACGAGAUCCACAAUCAUCGUUCCCGUCAACGGCAUCGUCUGGUUUCUUGAUCUAUUUAACUAUUAUGUCAAUACGGACGAGCGCGAUGCCUUCAGCAAGGAGCUUAAGCUUGACGCAAAAGUGUUUUACUUCGACGUUGGUGAAAAUAAGAGGGGCCGUUUUUUGAAGGUUUCUGAAGCUUCAGUCAGUAGGAACCGCAGUACAAUUAUUGUACCAGCUGGAAGCUCUGGUGAGGAAGGUUGGGCAGCAUUCAGAAACAUUCUACUUGAAAUAAGCGAAGAAGCGUCCCGGUUCUUCAUGCCGAAUCAGCAACACCUUGAGUCCUCAGAACGAGUUCCAGGUCUUUCAGAUGAUGUGGGAGCUGGUUUCAUAUCAGGAUCAGGCCAUAGCAUUCAACCGGUUUCAGGUUCCGACUUAAAUGUUGAUAGAUUAGUUGAGCUUUCUCCACAGGAUGAAGUUGGGAGCAUGGGACUAUCCAAAGUUAUCAGAGCAGACCAAAAAAGGUUUUUCUUUGAUUUAGGAAGCAAUAAUAGGGGUCAUUUCCUGCGGAUAUCAGAGGUGGCUGGUCCUGAUCGCUCGUCUAUCAUCUUGCCCUUGUCCGCGCUGAAGCAAUUUCAUGAAAUGUUAGGUCACUUUGUGGAAAUAACGAAGGACAGGCUUGAAGGACUGACAGGCGCAAAUGUGAGGACUGUGGAGCCUUCUCAGAGAUGACUCCUUGGUCAGGUGCUUUCAGAUCA